ACAUGUAUGGUUGCUCUCUUGAUGUAACACACAGUUUGUAUUUGUGGAUCCUCAGAUCCUUCAUGUUGUUGAUCAAACGUAUUUAAUAGCUCUCCCUAUAGAAACAUGAGAUUUGUGCCAAUAAUAUCUUAAAACUAAUAAUUUGAAAAGCAGUGUACCUCAUUCAUGGAAAGUUUCAGGGACUUAUAAUUUAUAAAAUAUAAAACUGCAUCAAAAUGAUCACAAUUUUGUAAUGCAUUUGUCUACUUUUUGCUGUUAUAUCAGGGUUAAUUUUUAUCUCCUUUCACUUUUCUGUAUUUUUUUAACGAGUUACUGACAAAUGUACUGUUUUUACUUUUGUUUCAGAGUUGAUUGAAGACAAUGAGGAGAAAAAAGAAUUAAGUGAAGUUGAGAAGAAAAAUCAUGUCAAAAAUGGAGAAAAACCCAAACAGAAAGAUUUAAAGAAAAUAAGAGGCAAUAAAUAUUUCACCUGCACUCAGUGUGGAAAAAGUUACACAUGCAAACGUAAUCUUGAGCUUCACAUGAACAUUCAUACUGAAGAAAAACUGUUCACAUGUGAUCAGUGCGGAAAGAGUUUCACACAAAAACGAAACCUCUCAGCACAUAUGACUGGAGAGAAACCGUUCACUUGUGAUCAGUGCGGGAAGAGUUUCACACAAUCAGCAAAUCUUAAGGAUCACAUGAACAUUCACACUGGAGGAAAGCGGCACGCAUGUGAUCAAUGCGGCAAAACAUUUUUGUGGGUUUCAGUCCUGAAGAAUCACCUAAAAGUUCAUACAAAGGAGAAGCCGCAUUCAUGUUAUUUGUGUGGAAAGAGUUUUUCAUGUCUACACAAUUUGAAAGUACAUCAGAAAAUACACACUGGUGUGAGAGACUACAUGUGCUUUGAGUGUGAAAAGACUUUUACUUCAGCUAAACAUUUGAAACGACACCAGAUGAUCCACACUGGAGAAAAACCUUACAAGUGUUCACACUGUGACAAGAGAUUCAGUCAGUCAGGAGACCUGAAAACACACGAGAGGAUUCACACUGGAGUAAAAUCUUAUAUGUGACCCUGGACCACAAAACCAAUCUGGAAUCUGAUUUUUUUCAUCUGAGGGUGAAAAAAAAUCUAAAUAUUGAGAAAAUCGCCAGUAAAGUUGUCCAAAUGAAGAUCUCAGCAAUGCUUAUUACUAAUCAAAAAUUAUGUUUUGAUAUUUACGGUAGGAAAUUUACAAAAUAUCUUCAUGGAACAUGAUCUCAAUAUCCUAAUAAUUUUUGGCAUUAAAGAAAAAUCGAUAAUUUUGACGCAUACAAUGUAUUUUUGGCUAUCACAUAUGUGUUCACACUGUGACAAGAGAUGCAAUCAGUCAAUAAUCUGAAAACACAUGAGAGGAUCCACACUGGAGAGAAACCUUAUCACUGCACUGCCUGUGGGAAAUGUUUCAAUCAAUCAUCUGCUCUACACAGUCAUACAAAAAACAAUCACAGUUAGGGUUGGGCAGUAUGAUAUCGUUAUAGCGGAAUUAAACGUCUACCGUAACGAUUUUUUAUUCUGUGUAUACCACUUUCAUUCCAAACCUCCUCCUGCCCAAACUAACUCAGCUCUCCGUCCCCACCUCCGUCUGUCAGUGGAUCAUCAGUUUCCUGACAGACAGGCAGCAGCUGGUGAGGCUGGGAAAAUACACAUCCAGCACCUGUACGAUCAGCACUGGAGCCCCUCAGGGCUGCGUUCUCUCCCCACUGCUCUUCUCCCUCUACACCAAUGACUGCACCUCUAAAGACCCCUCUGUCAAGCUCCUGAAGUUUGCAGAGGACACCACAGUCAUCGACUUCAUUCAGGAUGGUGACGAGUCUGCUUACAGGCAGGAGGUUAAGGAGCUGGCUGUCUGGUGCAGUCUUAACAACCUGAAGCUCAACACGCUCAAAACAGUGGAGAUGAUCGUGGACUUCAGGAGAAACCCCCCUGCUCUCCCCCCACUCACCAUCAUGAACAGCACUGUGACUGCAGUGGAGUCAUUCAGAUUUCUGGGCACCACCAUCUCUCAGGACCUGAAGUGGGACGCUCACAUUGAGUCCAUUGUGAAAAGCCCAGCAGAGGUUGUACUUCCUUUGCCAGCUGAGGAAGUUCAACCUGCCACAGGAGCUGCUGAAACAGUUCUACUCCGCCAUCAUUGAAUCUGUCCUCUGCA
This is a messenger RNA of Onychostoma macrolepis, 2171 nucleotides long. Its product is annotated as gastrula zinc finger protein XlCGF49.1-like. The record is from RefSeq and is a predicted model, not a curated record. Gene Ontology annotation, cellular component: nucleus. Bases 522 to 1052 code for a protein of 176 amino acids. The transcript has a single exon. Gene Ontology annotation, biological process: regulation of transcription by RNA polymerase II. Gene Ontology annotation, molecular function: DNA-binding transcription factor activity, RNA polymerase II-specific; RNA polymerase II transcription regulatory region sequence-specific DNA binding. NCBI's taxonomy places the organism in Eukaryota, Metazoa, Chordata, Actinopteri, Cypriniformes, Cyprinidae.